Molecule: messenger RNA, 1036 nt
Organism: Chrysoperla carnea
Lineage: Eukaryota; Metazoa; Arthropoda; Insecta; Neuroptera; Chrysopidae
Product: nucleoprotein TPR-like
Exons: 4
Coding region: 122-1036 (304 amino acids)
Source: RefSeq, a predicted model, not a curated record
UCACGAAGACCAUUUUUCAUCUAAAUCAAAAACAGAUUUAGUUGAAAUUAUAAACAGAUUGGAAACUUACAAUAAAUGUAAAAGCAUUGAAAAUACAGUGUUUCAAAGAUACUUAAUAAAAAUGGAUCCCACAAGCUUAGAAAUUGUAAAUGGAGAAGUGCAAUUAAGUGACAAAAUGGAUGCAGGUUAUGCUUCAACAAUAAGUGGUCUUACGAGUCCAUCAAGAUUUCUUUCCAAAUCAAAGUCAAGUUUUGGCUUGACGGCAACGCAAAUGAGACACUCUAAUUUAAAAAUAUCAAGUCAAUUCAAAUUGGAUCUUGUUGAACAAGCUCUUCAAUGGGAAAAUGAACAAACUGACAAGGAUAUUGAAAAAUGUGAAGAUGAAAAACAAUCCCAUUUAUCAAAGAUAGAAGAAAUGCAAAUUCGUAAAAAUGAAAUUAAAAACACAAAAGUAUUGCUUAAUCAACUGGUUGAAAAUUAUGCAAAUCCCAUAACGAAACGAAUAACAGAAAUAAAAGAACGAUCACCUGCAGACAUAAAUAACGAAUCUUUAAAACUAACUGAUUUUGAUCGAAUUCGAAUUAUUAAUAAACAAUUAAAGCAAUCUAUUGAUGAAAAAGAGGACAUGUUGAAUAUAAAACGUAGAGACCUUUCUAUAAUAUCAGAUUCAUUAAUACUACAUAAGGAAUUUCUACGUCAGCAAAAGUUGCAAUUUAAGUUGAUAAAACAGAAAAUUGUUGAUACACAAAAACGAAUUAAAGAGCUUGAACGGCAGCAAUGCUAUGUGAAUAUUCAAAUUAAGCAUGCCGAAAAAGCUUAUAAUAAAAUUAUGUCGUUGAAAAAUCUUCUAUCAUCUAAUAUGAAUACUAGUGAAUAUGCGAGAAAAUGCGCUGAAUUAAGAGAAUUACGACUUAGUAUCAAGCAUGGAAAUAGACGACUUCAAGCACAAAACAGUAGAAUGUUGCUUAUGCGAAGGAAACUAUUGAAAGAAAAAUAUAACCGUAAGCUAGCUCGUAUUAAAUUAAAUAAUGAAUGA